AUGGCCAGCAUUGCGCAAGCCUCCCUGGCUGCUCUCCUCCUGCUGCCUAUGGCCACCGCUAUGCACUCUGACUGCAUAUUCAAGAAGGAGCAAGCCAUGUGCCUGGAGAAAAUCCAGAGGGUGAAUGACCUGAUGGGCUUGAAUGACUCCUCCCCAGGUUGCCCUGGGAUGUGGGACAACAUCACGUGUUGGAAGCCCGCCCACGUGGGUGAGAUGGUCCUCGUCAGUUGCCCUGAACUCUUCCGAAUCUUCAACCCAGACCAAGACAUGAGGGUGGUGAGCCGGAAUUGCACGGAGGAUGGAUGGUCAGAGCCAUUCCCUCAUUAUUUCGAUGCCUGUGGGUUUGAGGAGUACGAGUCUGAGACUGGGGACCAGGAUUACUACUACCUGUCGGUGAAGGCCCUGUACACAGUUGGCUACAGCACAUCCCUCGUCACCCUCACGACCGCCAUGGUCAUCCUGUGUCGUUUCCGGAAGCUGCACUGCACCCGCAACUUCAUCCACAUGAACCUCUUCGUGUCGUUUAUGCUGAGGGCCAUCUCCGUCUUCAUCAAAGACUGGAUCCUCUACGCUGAGCAGGACAGCAAUCACUGUUUUCUCUCCACUGUGGAAUGCAAGGCCGUGAUGGUUUUUUUCCACUACUGCGUCGUAUCCAACUACUUCUGGCUGUUCAUCGAGGGCCUGUAUCUCUUCACCCUACUGGUGGAGACCUUCUUCCCCGAGAGGAGAUAUUUCUACUGGUACAUCAUCAUUGGCUGGGGGACGCCGACGGUGUGUGUGUCCGUGUGGGCUAUGCUGAGGCUCUACUUCGACGACACAGGCUGCUGGGAUAUGAAUGACAACACGGCUCUGUGGUGGGUGAUCAAAGGCCCUGUAGUUGGCUCCAUAAUGGUUAACUUUGUGCUCUUCAUUGGCAUCAUUGUCAUCCUUGUGCAGAAACUUCAGUCUCCGGACAUGGGAGGCAACGAGUCCAGCAUCUACUUACGGCUCGCCAGGUCCACCCUGCUGCUCAUCCCGCUCUUUGGAAUCCACUACACGGUCUUUGCUUUCUCCCCGGAGAACGUCAGCAAGAGGGAGAGACUCGUGUUUGAGCUGGGGCUGGGCUCCUUCCAGGGCUUUGUGGUGGCUGUUCUCUACUGUUUUCUGAAUGGAGAGGUGCAGGCGGAGAUCAAGCGGAAGUGGCGGAGCUGGAAGGUGAACCGCUACUUCACCAUGGACUUCAAGCACCGGCACCCAUCCCUGGCCAGCAGCGGGGUGAAUGGGGGCACCCAGCUCUCCAUCCUAAGCAAGAGCAGCUCCCAGAUCCGCAUGUCUGGCCUCCCGGCCGACAACCUGGCCACCUGA
This is a messenger RNA of Rangifer tarandus platyrhynchus (Svalbard reindeer), 1344 nucleotides long. The record is from the annotation of a GenBank genome assembly. NCBI's taxonomy places the organism in Eukaryota, Metazoa, Chordata, Mammalia, Artiodactyla, Cervidae.